Messenger RNA from Schizosaccharomyces cryophilus OY26, 1582 nucleotides. RefSeq names its product GTP cyclohydrolase. Gene Ontology annotation, biological process: tetrahydrofolate biosynthetic process; tetrahydrobiopterin biosynthetic process. The transcript is spliced from 3 exons. NCBI's taxonomy places the organism in Eukaryota, Fungi, Ascomycota, Schizosaccharomycetes, Schizosaccharomycetales, Schizosaccharomycetaceae. The record is from RefSeq and is a predicted model, not a curated record. Gene Ontology annotation, molecular function: zinc ion binding; GTP cyclohydrolase I activity; GTP binding. Gene Ontology annotation, cellular component: cytoplasm. The coding region runs from base 7 to 714 and encodes 235 amino acids.
UUUAUAAUGGAUUCAAACAAAAAAGAUUACAUAGACUCUCCAUUACGAAUGCAGCAGGCAUCUUUGUCAGGCGGAUCGACGCCAACUAUAGAUUUGGACGGCUUGUCUUGGCCUUGUCAAGGAACUCAAAGUCGAAUCGAGACUGAGGAAGAUGAAAAGAUGCAAAAGAUUUCUGAAGCUGUUAGUACAGUUUUAUCUUGUAUAGGCGAGGAUCCUCAGCGACAAGGAUUGCUUGGUACACCAGAACGUUUUGCAAAGGCAAUGCUUUAUUUUACUAAAGGAUAUGAGUUGAAUUUACGUGAAGUGAUAAAUAAUGCGGUCUUUGAAGAAGAUCACGAGGAGAUGGUUAUUGUUAGAGACAUUGAUGUAUUCAGUUUAUGCGAACAUCAUUUGGUUCCCUUCACUGGAAAGAUUCACAUUGGUUACAUCCCUCGUAGGCGCGUUUUGGGUUUAUCGAAGCUCGCAAGAAUUGCGGAUAUGUUUUCUCGCCGAUUGCAAGUACAGGAGCGUUUGACGAAACAAGUAGCGCAAGCGAUUCAGGCAGUGCUGAAGCCACAAGGUGUGGCUGUUGUCAUGGAAGCUUCACACAUGUGCAUGGUGAUGCGAGGAGUGGAAAAGCCCGGAAGCAGUACAGUUACGAGUAGCCUGACAGGCAUUUUCCAGAGAAGUAGCAAGACUCGUGAAGAGUUCUUCCGGUUGAUUGGAAAAUUUUAAAAUUAAGGACUUGGAUAUUCUUUAUAAAAUUGGCAAAUUCAUUUUGAAGUGUUAAGACUUUGGAAGUGUUAUUAACAAAACAGGCUGUUAUACAUAUAGACAGCUGUCACUUAUAAUGGUUAGUUUUUGGUUUUCUCUUAAUUUUGGCAUUAGGCUCUGGUAAUGUUCAGACACAAAGAAACUGUUUAGACAUUUUCGUAAAGCAAAAGGUGAAACGGAUUGUUAAUUCUAUACAUAUCUAUGGUUUUCUUCCCUGCAUUGUAUGCUGAUCGAAUACUUUUAUUUUUUUCUGUUAUCAUAAAGAAGAUUAACAUUGAGGAAGCAAAAUUACGGGUUCAUUUCUAUGUUUACCUUGUUCAACCAAGUUAAUACUCGUUUUUGAAACUCUCUUUGCCGAUAGUCGAUAAUAUGGACAUACGCAGACUGAGUCUUUAACUAAUUCGUACGUUAUUUUAUCACUGACUAAGUUUCCGGCGUAUGCAGACACGGUAGCACAUUCAUACUUUUAUUUUUCUCAUUCUCCCUACACGGUUAUGUCGUGGUCCAUACUAAGUUAAACGAAUACUCUUCAUUGUUGGAUUUCUUUUCAUGUUCAAUAUCCUAUUUCCCCUCCUCAUUUUGCAUACUCAAUCUUUUCUUAUAUUAAUUGUUCAACCAGUUACGAGUUUCCCAACAUAAUUCAAUCAAAAUGUUGCAAAUUUUCCUUACAAACUUUUAACUUCUUUUUAUUAGGUUUUUUAUUUUUUCCGUAUAAGUAUCCUAAACUACUACUACUCCAUGAUUUACCUUGCCUUUCAGCAUGAUUUUUUUGUUAUAUAUACAUCCAAACUGAUCAAAAUAAGAAUAACGAGUGUUUGCACCUUUAAAG